Messenger RNA from Athene cunicularia (burrowing owl), 2690 nucleotides. RefSeq names its product AUP1, lipid droplet regulating VLDL assembly factor (gene AUP1). The transcript is spliced from 11 exons. Gene Ontology annotation, molecular function: ubiquitin binding. Gene Ontology annotation, cellular component: membrane. Lineage: Eukaryota; Metazoa; Chordata; Aves; Strigiformes; Strigidae. The coding region runs from base 19 to 1269 and encodes 416 amino acids. The record is from RefSeq and is a predicted model, not a curated record.
GCACCGGGUGCGGCGGGAAUGGAGCCUCCUGCGGCCCCGGGCCCCGAGCGGCUCUUCGAUUCGCACCGGUUUCCGACCGAUGGGUUCCUGCUUCUGGCCCUGCUGCUCUACGCGCCCGUGGGGCUCUGCCUGCUCAUCCUGCGUCUCUUCAUCGGCGUACAUGUUUUUCUGGUCAGCUGCGCCCUGCCUGACAGUGUGCUGCGACGGUUUAUCGUACGUGUGAUGUGCUCAGUGCUGGGCUUAUUUGUGCGGCAGAAUGAUCCCCGGCUUCGUGAUGUCAAUGUGAGGGUGUAUAUUGCCAACCACGUGACACAAUUUGAUCACAACGUCAUCAACCUUCUGACCUCAUGUAAUACGCCGGCACUGAACGGUGCCCCUGGCUUCAUCUGCUGGUCGCGGGGAUUCAUGGAGCUGGGAGUGACAGGCAGCCGCGCGGAGCUGGUGGAUUCCCUCAAGGUGUAUUCAUCCCACCGGGGAAACCCCCCGCUGCUGCUGUUCCCAGAGGAGGCUGCCACCAACGGCCGGGCCGGCCUGCUCCGCUUCAGCUCCUGGCCGUUCUCGGUCCUGGACGUGGUACAGCCGGUGGCCCUGCGAGUUCAGAGGCCGUUGAUCACUGUGAGUGUGGCUGACUCCUCCUGGAUUACAGAGCUGCUCUGGACCUUCUUUGUUCCCUUCACAGUUUAUCAAGUAAGGUGGAUGCCGUCUGUCCCCAGACGAGCUGAAGAACUGAGUGAGGAUUUUGCGCUCCGAGUUCAGGAGCUCUUGGCCAUGGAGCUGGGUGUGGUAUCCACACGGCUCACUGCAGCAGACAAAACCGAGCACAUGAAGAGGCUGAGACACACGUCGCUUCUCCCCUUUGCCCCAGCCUCAAGCCAGCCCCUGGCAGCCAGGCCCAGGGUGCCUUCCAGCCUGACUGGCGCUGCUCCUGAGGAUGUGCGGAUCACAGCGAUGGCUCAGCGGGUCAAGGAGGUGCUGCCUCACGUGCCUCUGGAGGUCAUCAGGAUAGACCUGGCCCAAACCAACUGUGUGGAUACCACCAUUGCCAAUCUGCUGGAGGGGAGAGUACCCUUCUUCCCUGAAAGCAAGGAGGCUGGUCCUGACCUGCCUGUCCCAUCUACCUCCCAGGCUGCAGCUGCUUCUGGCAUCCAGGGCUCCGUGGCUGUGCCGCCUUCCAAGCCAGCCACAAAGCAAUUUGCAAAGUCCCCCGUGGAGCGGCAUCUGUCCUUGCAGGAGCGGAAACGAGCCUUGUACGACUAUGCCAGGAGGUGAGAGCCCGCCCAAGUCCCCGCACCUGCCCCAUGCACGGGUCAGCCCCCGCUCUGCCCCUGCCCUCCCGCUCCUCUCCUCCGCCCCAGGCAGCAGCACGGCCGCAGGGAACACGCUGAAGGAGCGAGGAGGCAGGUGUCUCUGCUCCCCCGUGUGCUGGCCCCCAAAUUGCCACUGGGCCCCUGGUUGCAGGGGCACUUGCUGGAAACAGCUGCUGAGAAACAGGACUUAGCAAAACCACCUCAUCCGGUUCUUUGGUGUCAUGGAUUGGACUGAUAGAAGUCAUUGUGGGACUGUAGAUUUCUUUGAAAUUAGUGUUAAUGCUGUGGAACGCUCAUUUUAGGAAGAAGUUUGCUAUUUGGCAAGAGGGACAGUGCAAUUAACCUUCCUCAGUAUAAGUGGAGAAUUACAGAGAACAGGGAGCGAGUUUGAGCUCUGUGCAUGAUCCUGAUGAGGCAGUACUGGAACAAGGGUCCAGCUCUGGCAUCUGGGUGUUUUUUUUAGAAAAGGUACAGAAAAUUCAGAAUGAGUUUGGAGGGGAAGUUAAAGUGUUAAACUUCCUGUGAAUGAGAUGGCACACUGUAAUCUAAUUCUGGGUGAAGGAACCAGGUCCUGAGAGGCUGUUUGAGAGGGAAGCAGAGCAGUAACAGGGUUAGAAGUUGGAGGCAGACAGACUUUGUGCAGGUAACAGGGCAGUUCUUUCUGAAAAGGAGAUGAAUUUAUCAGUGGAAUAAGCUUCCUGCGGAAAUCACAGCUUCUCGGUGCCUGGGUGUUCCCCGGCGAGUGGCUGUGGCUGACCCUCUGGGCGAUGGCAGAGGUGAGGGGGCACUGGGGAGAACCCACCCCGAGUCGCGCUCGGGCGCGGCACGGAGCUCUGCAGUGCUCCAGGAGAGCGUCGCAGGGGCUCGGGGUCGGUUAAACCUUGGAGAGCCGGUGGCCGUUAGACACGGCCUCAGAAGCGGGACGUUCCCACGGUUGGGAGUCGAGGCUAGGCGCGUCCUAAGUGCCUGUUUCCAAAGGGCUAGUCCUGCGUGGCUCCGGGUGCCUCUGGGUCACCAAGAAUUUAAUUUAGACAGAUCUGUUUUUCUGAAAGAUCAUUUCGGUUUAGAGGAAUUCCUUCUCAGAACAGUCCCAUGGCACAGAUAACGUUAGAUGGCCUUAGAGCUGCCCCCCAGACUUUUCAGCGUGAGCAUGGUGGUAGCCGAGGGCUCUUGCUGGAUCCAUUGGGCGCGAUCUGUUCAGCAGCAAAGAAUGGAGCCUGGAAAUCCCUCCCCAUGGGUUCCCCACCUGCCCUUGUUGCAGAUCUUUUACGUCCCUUUUCUGGGGCCGCUCUGGCUGUGCAGUGGUGCUCUCUGUCCGUUACUGGGAGGCUCCCGGCAGGAUCCGGGAAGGUGGCUCCCUCCUCCUCUGCCGUUGCGGCCCUG